CAAAGGCCAUUCACACUGAGGAACAUGACCAGGAUCCUGCUUGCUGUCCUGAUGCUGAUGCAGACUCUGCAUUCUUCAGGAUUACCAGUGAAUGACAACAAUGAGAGUUUCAUCAGAGCAGCCCUGAAUGCUUCUCUUGCUUAUGUAAACAGCCAGUCCUGGGGAACCAACCUUCUUAGGGUGACCAAGACUUAUGUAAAGAGGGUAGAUUAUCUGAGGGAUAGUGACAAAGAUCUUUAUAUAUCUCUGGAAUUCGGCGUACGAGAGACCACAUGUAAUAAGAAUGCUGCUACUGAUCCCGCAUCAUGUGACUUUAGAAUGGAUCUCUAUGAAGACUGGUCCUGCAAAAGCAACGCGUUAAUCUCUGAGGGGCAACCCAGAGUCUUGAGUGCAGAAUGUCACCUACCCAGCUCCAGCUCCUCUGAAUCAGACAGUAGUGAAGAGAGGAUGAUCUGGAAACCGAAACCACACAGAGCACGUGUUAAGCAAAACUCAGAGAGAUUCCCUUCACCAUGGGAUCCAUUUGGAAGAAGGAGUUACAAUGAAAACCCACUGUGGGAAGAAGAAUCCUGGAGCAUGCCUAAGUGGGAAUAGAUCCCAGUCACAGUUACACAUCUCUACCAAAUUCCAGUUUCAGUAAAGAGGUCUGUGUCAGAAUCGAGUAACUGAGAGCUCCACCAGAUUCCAGAUUCACACAGACAUGGAAAUUUCACAUAUAUCAGUUUCGGUGUAAGGCUCUCACAUUUACAAAAAGCUAUACAAGGCCCCCCCUAGAUACCAUUAACAUUUAAACAUCUACCUGAGAUGUGAAAGAACUCCCUCAGCUUAUAGUCACUAUGAGAUAUCCCAAUUAUAUUUUAGUUGCAGUUACAAAUCUGGCCCAUAUUUAGAUUACAGAGUCCAUUUACAAUCUGAGAUCUCCCUCAUAUUCAAGUUGACAUCUCUGAUAUCUCCCCAUCCUUAAUGAAGAUGAUAGCUUUGUUUUCAGUCACAGAGACAAAUUAUCACUAGACUGUAGUCAUAGUGAGAGGUCAGCUACUCUUAUAACAUAGCUAGGUGGUUUCCUAUACUUACUCACAGUUAACAUUGAGACCCUACCCCAGAUAUUAGGUACUGUGUAAGUAAUAUACAAUCCCAGAUUUCAGUCGGCGUAAUAAUUCUCCCCAGAUUUAGGUGACAAAAAGAGUUCCCCUACUGUAUUGUAAACGAACUUCAAUAUUAGACAACAGCAUAAUAAUACUGCAAUAAACAUAUUCAAACAUC
Molecule: messenger RNA, 1263 nt
Organism: Bombina bombina (fire-bellied toad)
Lineage: Eukaryota; Metazoa; Chordata; Amphibia; Anura; Bombinatoridae
Gene: SPP2
Product: secreted phosphoprotein 2
Exons: 7
Coding region: 25-594 (189 amino acids)
Biological process (GO): bone remodeling
Cellular component (GO): extracellular region
Source: RefSeq, a predicted model, not a curated record